Messenger RNA from Xyrichtys novacula (pearly razorfish), 11917 nucleotides. NCBI's taxonomy places the organism in Eukaryota, Metazoa, Chordata, Actinopteri, Labriformes, Labridae. The record is from the annotation of a GenBank genome assembly.
UCUGCGUCGCGACGUCAGUUGAUUCGACAGUGAUGGGAAGUCGAGCGAGUGCUGGUGAGUCUCUUCCAAACCAAUAAUAUCUCUCUAUUCUCUUUUAGUCACUUCAACAGGGAAGUAGGCAGGGCGAGUAAACGCUUCACCACCAGCCUUGAAUUGUUACCACUGUGAGUGUGCAGAAACUCUUCAUCCCCAUCGUCGGCUUUGUUCGAGGUUAAACUGCGAGGUUAUCGUCUCAGUAACACUCUUGUAAGUAGUGGCCGUUACUUUAGCUGUGUGCUGUCUGGCUAAGUUGUUAGCUGUAAACGGUAGUUUAGGUUUGUUGCUGCUGGUCAGAUCAUGUUAUCAUAAUAACAGCAUGGGCUGUUGACAGGGCGGUUGUGGUGAAGGCUCCACAAACCUGUUUAUUGUCAGCAUAAUCUGACCUCUUUUUUAAGAGUUGUUGUAGCCGAAUAACCCAUGAGCAUCAAAUUGUCACCCUUGAUGCACCUAAUAAAUGAGCCGCACAAAUCCAGGUCUGUGGCGGUGUUGUGCACAAAGCUUUAGCCCUCUGUAUACAGGAUUUGGUGGAGGAUUUGACUAAUAUCAUUAUAGUUUGGUGUGGGGCUAUUCCUGGGUGCUAAUUAGUGACCAACUGACAGAAAUCCACGUGCAGUCCUUGUUGGUGCUGUCUUAUGUUGUUUUGCACAUCUAUGUAAGAUGACAUGAUUGCAGAAAUGAAGAUUUCUGUUUUAAAAUUACUGACAUUAAUGUAAAACAGAGGUACUUCCUGAUUUUACCUAUUGCUGCAACUUGAAAUGAGGCACAAUGAAAUCAAAGUUCAUCACAGUUUUAUAUUUAAACCAGCAAGUUUGUUACUAUGAUUUUAGUUACUUUGUGCAAAUUUAAUUUUGACCUCCUAGAUCUCCUGAAAAAGCCUUUGGGGUCCAAACCAGUAGUUCAUGUCAUGUAAUACUUCACUUUCUACUGUGAGCGCUUAAGUUUUUAACUGUUUGGAUCAAAGUGCCUGAUUAACUUCUAAUGCUGCUGACAUUUUUCUGCAUACUUAAUGAACUACACAGUUUAAUGAAGUAUCAAACACUAAGAAAAGUUUAAUCCAGGUGUUAAGAAGAUGAAUAUUUAGAUGAGUAUUUCCUACAGGUCAGCUAAUCCACUACUAUACAGUACAGCUACAGUACUUAGGCAAGUGUUCUCUCUGAUAUUGAGUCUUUACCUUGUACAAAAAUGUAAAAGAAAAAUGCACAAAGUCAGAAAAUGUAACUUCAGCAGAGUCGUGUUUUUCUUUCCUGUCAAAUGACCUUAAACUACAGUCACUCCUCAUGAUAAUUCCACUUUGCUUGUGUUUGGUCUGUUAUUGUAUAACAGAUUUUUGGUUUGGCUUGUAAAAGAUUGAUAAAAAAAAAUUCCCUUGCUUUUUUUGUGGAUUCUAUUUUUAAUGACCUUUUUUUGUCUUUUUUUUGUCUGGUUAGAGAAAAUGACCAACAUCCCCCUCUCUCGCUCGGAGGUGUUUGGCGAGCUGAGGAAGGAGCUGCAUGAAGAUGAGAAGUUCCGCCAUUCAGACGCUCAUAUCUUCAUCAUUAUGGGAGCAUCGGUGAGUGCAGGGAAAGGGGAUUCAGAAACAAUCCAGUAUACAACAGCAAAACUGAUAAUGCAGUGUGCUUUCAUCUGUUUAACAAAAGAGCUAAUUUUUUUAUAUGUAAGAGACCUUCAUGACCAACCAGAAGCAUGUCAGGUAUUAUUUUCUGUUUCCUUUUUUAUCAUGUUUGCUCAUUUACAGUUGAGCCAUUUUUUUGUCAUGGUGUGUUUAAUGGUGUGUAUGUGGGUGUGUAUUUUAAAUAACUUAAAGAUAGCACAUUAGGUGAUAAGGAAAUGUUGAACCAGUCUUAUGCAAACAAGCACCUCUCAGGCAUCUGAGCCUGUGAAAGUCUCAAGUUGAGAAAUAAAAACCUCAAACUUCCUCUUACUUAGUACCUAAAUAGUAUGUGAAACCUUUGACUGAUUGUAUAAAACUUGUCUUAAUUGAACAUUACUUUGCUUAAAACAGACAUAUUUGUGGCAGAAAUGUGUUUGCAAUUACUUUGAAGUCAAGUCAAACACAAAAACAGUAAAAUAUGACUUUCUGGUGAUGAAAUACAGCACCAAAGAAUAGAUAAGUCAAACUUGCAGUCUUAGCAAGCAUUGAAUAUGAGUACAGUUUUAGAUUAAUAGAUUGUAAUUAAGACUUAAGAUCGACCUAAAUAUUGGUCUCCAAUGCACAAACCCAACUGUGGCCUAUAUCAAUCCUGUACUGCUGAAUAAAGUAGAAAAAAUACUUCCACAGUUAGGUAAUAAGAGUAGCCUGUCCUGUCCAGUUUUCUAUUUCCUCAUACUGCUCAGUUGUCCAGUUCAGGAAGUAAAACCACUUCAGGAAUUCUUGUAGAAAUGUUUCCUCAUUUCUGUCUCACCAACUGUUUUCCUCUUCACUUGCCAUAGUGUGUCUUUUUCACAUGAUUCUCUGGGGUGUUAUUACUUCAUCUGUGUCUUUCUUUGUGUGGAGUGUAUAGUGGAGAUGUGUGACACUGUUGCUGUGUUUUUUUUUUUUUUUGCAGUGUCACUGACAGUCAGCGCUUUUCUUUCAAUGCCAGACACAGGCAGGUCAGGGCAGGCAGGGCUGUUUGCAGUCUGUGAUUAAACAUGUUUUAUAUACAUGGGUGUGCAUUGCUGUUGUUGUUUUCCCUUCCAUGUUUAUCAAGAAGUCAGUACCAGGAUAUAUAUGCUAUGCUGUUAAAACAAGUGCUUACUGUUACCCUUUUAACUGCUGUUCAGGGCUAAAAAGUUAUAGUCUGAAAAGUUUAAGAGGCUUGCCCUUUUCAUAUGAUGUAAGACACUGUGCGCGCCAGAUCGGCUCAAAUGAAUUACGUACUUCUUAUCCUAAGAGCGCCACUUUAGAUUUCUCUGACUAUAGCAGCUCUUAAUUAUUCUUUAGACUUAAUAGUUCCUUGAUUAUUUCCUUUGAUUUAUCAGCGAUUAGUUGACAUUUUUUUUACAUUCCAGCAAAUUAUGCAAAAUAUUGUCGCUCUUUCUCAAAGCCUAAAGUGACUUGUUGAAACAUGUUGCUUUGUUUAAAGCCCAAAGGUAUUCUGUUUGCUGUCAGAGAGACGAAAGAAGAAAAGAGAAAAUGUACAUGUUACGCAAGGUCAAAACCAGAAUUUUUACUUUUGUUUCUCUUUAGACGACCCAGAUUGUAAGUGAUUGAUGAUGUGGUCAACCACGAACAGAGUAUUGUAGCUCCACUCUGUAUAACUGUUAAUAAGACACCGUUCUUUUAUUUUCAUUGAACACUUCCAGCACACAACCUUGAAACGUGGAGUAAAGUUACAAGUCAAUCCUGCCUGAUGAAAUUAGUGCCCCAGAGGAAGAUAUAAGGAUGUAAUUGUGGUUAAUAGUACUGCUCAAAGGGAAUGACUUUUGAUUUAAUCAGCUGCUUUUGUCUUUCUAUUCGUAAUAAGUUGGUCAUUUUCUGAUAACCAGGUUUUUAAAGAAGGUUCAGUAUCACUUCUACAAAUGGCUUAAGAGUUUGUCUUUGCAACAACCACACAGUAGUGUACAGGUUUGCAUUGCCAGCUUGAUGAUAUGUUAAAUGUUGGGUGCCACCCAUCACAGGUAUGCAUGUAUCCGGUACAAUGUUUCAGUUAUAUAUUUCAGAGAAGCAUUUGAAAAUAUCAGACCAGAAUGUAUUUAGUUUGGGACAGACUGGAGUAGUUAGAUUUGAAAAGUCUAAAUUCAUCUUAAUUAGAUUCAGUCAUUAUUAUCAGUCUAUUCUGACUGCAGUCUCUCUGGUACAGUAUCACAGUAUCAUGCAAAUACAGACACAGAAAUAAAGGCACUUUUAAACUGUGUUGGUUGUUUUGUUUCUGUAUCUGAAGUUACACAAUUCUUAAAUAAGCCAAAGCAGCCGACUUACCUGCUGCCAGACAGUGUGGCCUGUUUUACAGUAUCAUUUUACACCUUUGCAUCAUGGAACAUGAUGGCUUCCUUGGCAGAUUACACCUGACAAAUAAGCAGUUAAAGUAACCCUCACACAUGACAUCAACGCUCAGUCAUUGUGGAGGCAACCUGUUUGUAAUUUUGAAGUGACGCUAUUUGUCUGAUUGUGUGUUUGCACCUGUAGGGAGAUCUGGCUAAGAAGAAAAUCUACCCAACUCUAUGGUGAGUGAACUCCUGACCCCGGUGUACUGGUGCAAGGAUUUUCUGUGGAAAGAUACUCCUCUAAUCUGGACUUGAUCUUCUGAAGUGUGGCGUAAUAAUAAUGGACCAUAUGUUUCUCUGCUCUGUAACACAGGUGGUUGUUCAGGGACGGCCUCCUCCCUGAACAGACGUAUUUUGUGGGCUUUGCUCGCUCUGAUUUGACGGUUGAUGCCAUCCGAAGUGCUUGUAUGCCAUACCUGAAGGUAAAUCUGGGUUUCAAAAUGUGUUACACCUCACCCUUUCAGUAUCAAACAGAAAACAGACACAGUUAGUUAUUUACUAGUAAACUAUUUAUAUCAAGGUUUCUAACACUGGGAUUAAAGAAGAGCUUCAGGGCUUCACAUUUCUCACAGAAAGACAUGAGUGUUUAUGCAACCUUUGUGUUUAACACCUUUUAUAUGUAAAUAAUAAAAAGCUAAAACAAUGUAAAUUUAAAAGGUGGAGAAAUGUUAAUGUAGUACUUGCAGAUUGUAUUUACCACCACCAAGUGGCCAAAUACAGUUAUAGCUGGCUUUCAUUAUGCCAGCUCUUAGAGGAGAUCACAAAGGCAGUUUGUUCAGACCAAGAGCCUUAUCAGAAAAAGCAGUCAAUCUUUCCAUCACAGGUUUUGUUUACUAUACAGUUUCUUUGGUUCCUUUGUAAUAAUAAAAUCCACUCAUGCUUAGUCAUUUUCACCCCACCCUCUCACCCAGGUGACGGACACAGAGGCAGAGCGGUUGUCUGCCUUCUUCAGCAGGAACACGUACAUCAGUGGGAAAUACGCGGAUGAGGCUUCCUUCACCAAACUCAACACUCACAUCCACUCUCUGCCCGGUGGACCCGAGGCAAACCGCCUCUUCUACCUGGCUCUGCCGCCCACCGUGUACCACGAUGUUACCAAGAACAUUAAACUCUGCUGCAUGAGCACAAAGUCAGUAUGCACACCUGCAGGUUCACUUAGCAUUAUGUCCUGCUAUAUCAAGUCUUUUAAUUCUUUAACUGCAGAUAUGAAUCCUUGUUGGUCUAAAUCCUGCUCUCUCCAGCCAAAACUGUCUGUCUGCUUCUGUACCUUGUUGAAAGAAAUGUCUGCAAACUUUAUGUUGCGAUCUUUGUCUUGUUUAAGUUUCAAAUCUCAUCCAAAGUGAAUCCCACAGAGUUCAAAAAUAGCCUGAUUCAAUUGUGUCCCACCCAUCUUGUAUGUUUUGCAGAGGCUGGAACAGGGUGAUCGUAGAGAAGCCAUUCGGACAUGAUCUUCAGAGCUCUGAAGAGCUGUCCACUCACCUCUCCUCCCUCUUCACUGAGGAUCAAAUCUACCGAAUCGAUCACUAUCUGGGCAAAGAGAUGGUGCAAAACCUCAUGGUGCUCAGGUAAGGAAUAUCGAAGAUUUUAUCUGUUUUAAGUAAGCCCUGUAAAGAGUUUGAAUCUGAUAUAAGCAAGAUUGAAGGUGGUUGGUGAUCACGUGGUAAAGAACAAAGCUCCAGAGUCUGAUGUACUUGAAUUUCUUGUCACUAGAUGAUUGGAAACUAUAAAGAUAAAACGCCUACUAAUAGUUCUAUAAAGUGCUAACACAAGGUCGAAUUAGAAUAGAUAUUUUCUCUCCUUACAUUGUUUGUUUCUGUGUGUGAAAAAUAAAUUUAGAUAUUUCACUUUUUCCCACAGGAGAUUUAAGGUGAUAUGAAUGAUGCGACACUUCAUUUUCAGCUGAUAAUGACUCAGGAAAUUCUUUUAGAGUACCAUACAAAGACAACACAAUUCAACCUCUGAGCAAAGAGGACAAUGUUGUCAGGAACGGCUGUCUUUUCAUGCUGUGAACAUCACAUGCUCACUCGGUGUUCAUUUCAGGUUUGGGAACCGUAUCUUCGGGCCCAUCUGGAACAGGGACAGCGUGGCCUGCGUUGUUCUCACCUUCAAAGAACCGUUUGGCACUCAGGGACGAGGAGGCUACUUUGAUGAUUUUGGCAUCAUCCGGUAAGCAGAAAAACAUACACAGCUCAUAUAAAAUGUUGUCCUUCUAUUUGUAUAUUAAACUCGAGCAGCUCAGUGCAAGCUUUUAUUUGCUAGGUGGUACAAGGGUUGGACUAGUUUGAUCGCCAUCAUCAAAGGAUUGUAACGGACAUGAUCACAGCCAUCGCUUCCUCUUUCUUUUCUUUGUUUGACCACCUGCUUUCUUUGUCUUCACCAGCGAUGUCAUGCAGAACCACUUGCUCCAGAUGCUCUGCCUGGUUGCCAUGGAGAAACCAGCAUCGACCAGCUCAGAUGAUGUCAGGGAUGAAAAGGUACAAACCUGACACCCUCAACACUUCCUGGAUUCGAGUGUGAAGAGAGAUUUUACAUGAUGGUUAAUGAUGGUUUCUCCUUGUAGGUGAAGGUGCUGAAGUGCAUCGCUCCCGUGUCCAUGUCAGACGUGGUGCUGGGUCAGUAUGUGGGGGAUCCAGAGGGUGAAGGAGACGCCAAACUGGGCUAUCUAGAUGAUCCCACCGUUCCUAAAGGAUCCACUCAGGCCACCUUCACCACCGCUGUGCUCUAUGUGCACAAUGAGCGCUGGGAUGGUAAACAAAUUACUCUCCUAAAAAUAAAACCCGACUAAUGUCACAUUUUCUACAGGGCUUUGUAAUGCGGUAUCAUUCUAAUUAUGCGUCCCCAGGUGUUCCUUUCAUCCUCCGCUGUGGAAAAGCUCUGAACGAGAGGAAAGCCGAGGUGCGGCUGCAGUUCACAGACGUCCCAGGGGACAUUUUUGGGAACACUUGCCGCAGGAAUGAGUUGGUGGUGCGCGUGCAGCCCAACGAAGCCGUCUACGCCAAGAUGAUGAGCAAGAAGCCUGGUGUUUACUUCAGCCCUGAGGAAACUGAGCUGGACCUCACCUACAAGAGUAGAUACAAGGCAGGUUUAAGUUUCUGUCUGUGGGCUUGUACUUAGAAAAUCAAAAAUAAGGCAUUAAAAAAAGAGACAGUAGGAGAUAAACACUAAUUUUAAAUACCAAAAUUAGAUGACGGCUAAUGAUGUAAAUUUUGCGCAAAAAAAAAGUUAUAUUUGUGCUUAGAUUAAAGUGGUUAAUUUACAAAAAUACUGAAAUCUUUCAAAAGAAAAAAAUAGAAAUAUCUGUGGGAUUCAGCCAUAAUUUUUAACAGAAUGCAUAUAUUUUAAGAUUAAAGUAAAAAAAUAUUUUGGUUUUUUUUAGCCCAGAAAAACUUUGUAAGUUGUCUCAAAUGCUAUUCUACAUCUCUACUUUUAUUUUUCCUUUUUUUUAAAAUUUAAACUCAUUUUUGCACUUUUAAUUUGUUCUUUUAUGAAAAGAAAUAAAACAUUUUUGUCUCAUUAUCAGGAUGUGAAGCUGCCAGACGCCUAUGAACGCCUCAUCCUUGAUGUCUUCUGUGGGAGCCAGAUGCACUUUGUACGCAGGUGCGUCUUUGCUCUACACUUCUUUCCUCCUGCGCUGAGCUCAUAUAUCCACUAGGUGGCGACAAAGUGCACGUCUUGGCUGCAUUAGCAUGUUUUAUAUUUUCUGUGACACUACUCACUGCCAAGUGUUUCAUGUUUCUUCAGUGAUGAACUGAGGGAAGCGUGGAGGAUCUUCACUCCUCUUCUUCAUCAGAUAGAGAGAGAGAAGCCCAAGCCCAUUCCUUACAAAUAUGGAAGGUAGGAAUAUUUCUCACUCACUCUCAAAGCUGAGGGGAAAAAAAAUAACCACAGGGGGUUGAUUGUAAAUGUUUUCCUCUCUUUCUUCACAGCCGUGGCCCAGCUGAGGCUGAUGACCUCUCGAAGAGGGUCGGAUUCCGCUAUGAAGGCACUUAUAGAUGGGUCAACCCUCACAGACUGUGAACUGUGAUGAGAUGAGGGAAGAGUAGAGGUAUGAGUUAGGAAAGUAGGAGGGUUUGCAGCAGAGUGAGCCAUGUCAUGUUCCAACACUGGGUUGUCUUUGUGAAAGGAGGUGUUUCCACUGUGUGGAUCUGUUGAGGUAGCAGUAAGGACCAGAAUAGUUAUUUAAAGAAAAUAGAGUAUUUCUCAGGUAUAGCAAAUAUUCCUUGGAGCUACUUCAUCAGACAUCAAAGCGUUAUUAAUUUAUCCUUAAAUCAUGGGCCCAUGCUCCAGUUUUUUUCUUAAUCCACACAUUCCUCGCAGCUUUCUGUCUGUAAUUUGAGACGUGGGACCAUGUCAGUUGGAGAGGGAACAGAAUAAUCUGAGCCAGGACACUCCUUCAAACAAAAUAACUGCCUGAUGAUGUAGCUCCAAAUCAGUGUGAAUUAGGUCUUAGUUUGUCAGGAUGGAAAAGAGGAAAAAAAAGAGCACAACAACAACAACGACAAAUCACAGCUGAGCCACGCUCACCCAGUGUCAGAACUGUACUAAAGGCAGUCAUUGAACGCAGCGGAGAAGAGGAACACAGGCUUGAUUGUUCAUCACCAUUCACUCUUAAAACAUUGUGAUUGUAAUACCGUUCUGCUUUUACUGCUUUUAUUCCUCAGACUUAUAUCUUACAACUUCCACAUCUUAUUUUCUACCCUCUUCUUCCUGUGAGUGAAAAGGCUGACUGUCUUAGCAUAACAGACUCUGUGGUUUACAAAGAGUGAUGGAGGCAGUCUCUCAUGAAACCAUUUAUACUGCAAUAGUCUUAAGUGUUCUUAUAAACUAGCAGAACAAGCUCUCUGUCUUGUUUAGUAGCCUCCCUCUGAGCUUUAUUCCCUUCUUUGUUUACAUUAUUUUUUUUCAAGUUUAAGUUGCUGAUGUUCAUAUUAUAUUUUCAACAUAUUCACUCAGCAGCAGUGUCCACCACUCAACAGUGAAUGUCUUUGUAACGACAUCCUGUAUGUAGACUGCUGUCAACUGCACUCUUACAUAUAAAGCUAGCUACAUUUCCACUACUUGUAAUAAAAUAGUUUAUCUCUCUGUGUUUGUCCCUCAUGCUUCAGUGUACAGAAGAUUUUUGGUGCCUCAAACAUCAAAAUGUCUGAGUUAUAUAACGAUGGCUGUAUGUCCAAAAUCAGUAGUUUUAAAGGGAUCAUUCAUGUGUUAAUGGGAUGCUGUGUUCCACAUAUUCAUAUGACCAACACAGGCACGUGGCAGAGAGUGUGAAUAUCUACAAAUAAUCUUACUCUGUCAUUUGCCAACCACAGGAUGGACAGGACCACACAGAACACAGGACUCGUAUUAAAAAAUUAAGUUACAAUUGGGAUUAACAGUCUUUUGUGAUGUGUUUAUACCUCUGGGUAUCACUGACAUCUAUUAAGGAUUGACCCUUGAGCCUGACACUGACACCCAAAUACCAAAUGCUGGUCAGGCGGGCAGCCCUAGUUCGAUACCCACUCGACACGCAGGAGAUCCUGAAGCAAAUCCUGGGGAACCAGGCCCGGGGGGUGGGGGUUCCCCCCGGUGUUUCCAGAGAGGUAAAAUGGGGGGGGUUAUCAGCCAGGAAGUCAGAGGUGGCUGAAAUUUUAAAGAAAGAUGACAGAAAACUUGAAAAGUUUAGUGACUAAUUAAAUAAGACUGAUGACUAUAUCAUCUUUAUUAUAGUCAGAAGAAAGAUGACUAUAAUAUAGAAGACUAUUAUAGAUUACUAUUAGUAGUAGACUAUAGUCGUCUAUAUUAUAAGAAAGUUGACUAUAAGACUAGUCAACUUUCUUAUAAGUCAUCUCUAUUAUAGAUGACUUCUUAUAAAAAAGACUUUAGUCAUCUUUAAAUAAUAGCAUUAUAGUCAUCUAUAUAUAGAUGACUAUCAUAUACUAUUAUAGUUGUCAUCACUAUAAUGACUAUAUUAUUAGUCAUCUAUAUAUAGAUGACUAUAUUAUAGUGAUGAUGACUAUUAUAGUCAUCUCUAGUAUAGAUGACUUAUAAAGAGACAUCUAUAAAUAAUAGUAUUAUAGAUGACUUUCUUUGUCUUUUCUUUUUCAUUCAAUUGUCUUUCUUUCUUGGUUAGUUUCUUCAAAAUUCCAGCCACCUCUGACUUCGUGCCUCAUAACCCCCCUGUUUUACCUCUCUGGAAACACCGGGGGGAAACCUCCCCCCGGGCCUGGUUCCCCAGGAUUUGCUUCAGGAUCUCCUGCGUGUCGAGUGGGUAUCGAACUAGGGCUGCCCGCCUGACCAGCAUUUGGUAUUUGGGUGUCAGUUGCAUACCCCCAGCGCCACCGGAUACCGUCCGCACUUGGGGAUGAGCUUCGCGCCCUUUUAUUUUGGAACUUUGGCUCUUGGACUUUUAAAAUUGGUCCUGGAUAAGGUUUGAACCUGCAACCUCCGGAGUCCCAGUCAGUCUCCUUAUCCACUGAGCUAUGUGGACCUGCAGACAUUUUCUGGUUUUCUCCUAUUUGACUGCCCUUCGUAGACACUAGACUUUAAAAUUGACCUGAACUAGGCUAAGGCAAGGCUUGAACCCACAACUUUCAGGAUGCCAGUCGGCGUCCUUACCCUGUGAGCCACAUGGACACACAGGUGAAAUCCGGGUUUCUGCUAUUUGACUGUCCUUUGUAGACAGUAGACUUUAAAAUUCACCUUAUCCUGUUCAAGGUAAGGCUUGAACCCACAACCUCAGGAGUGGCAGUCAGUCUCCUUAUCCUCUGAGCCAUGUGGGCACGUAGGUGAAUUGUGGGUUUUUCCUAUUUGACUGUCCUUUGUAGACAGUAGAUUUCAAAAUUUCCGAGAUAAGGCUUGAGCUCACAACCUCAGGAGUCAUAGGCCGAGAGCCAGGAACACCUCACGUGCUGUUUUUUGCUACCUUUUUUCACUAUUAUUUCUUGUUAUCCUAUACUUUGGGCCAUAACAAGUUCAUACUGACCUUAUUUUAAAAAAAAACAAAAACUUGAAAUGAUGUAAUUGCAAAUAUUAGGGUGCUGCAACUGCAUAAAUGGUCAAAUAAGUCUGAAAUUUUGCUUGCUAUAUCCUUACACAUAGGGGAAACUACCAGAAUAAUAAUCUGGGUCUUACUACCAUUCUAUUGCCAAAUAUCACCCUCUGAAUACCCCAAAAGACCAAAAAAAGUCUGUCCGCCUCACAAAUUGUCAUCAAAAGGGAUCAUUUUCAAGUAUUUGGUUUGCCCCCAGGUGGACCAGGGUAUCAAGGUCCAACAUUAAACAUGAUCACACCAAAUUUGGGAACCAAAUAGGACAUUUAUUAAAGAACAAGAUCCGGACGAGGAAUAAAAAUGACGUGAACAUUUCUUAACAAUAGAUUAACAUUCUGUGCAACCUAAUGGAGAAAUAUGGAAAAAAAAGCUCAACCAUCAAACACAUUACUAUGGUCCUUUUUUUACUGUACUUUGACCACUAGUCAUAUCAAAAGACAAGAAAUCUUCGUCUUGUGUGUGUCCUCAUGCUUUCCUGUGGAUGGGGAUGCUGAAGAGUCCUCCUCAGAUGUUCUCCAUGGGGGGUCACUAGAUUAAAUAUUAUGAAUUCAGAGAGCCGUAUUCCUUCAAGGCAACCCGUUUAAUCAAGCAAUCCAACUCUAUCAGAAUUUCUUAUUGAUGAAUGAGAUGUUGAUGUCUGAGUCCCUCUUGUUUAGUUGGCGCUGAGUGUCCGGACGCACGCCUUGCCUUUUACCCCACACACACCCUCUAUUAUGUAGUGAGAUAGUACCGCAUCUCUUCAUCUCCAGCCAGCCUCCUUGACUUCUGAGACACAUGGACUCAGAGGUAUCAUGUUUGUUGAAGGUUUUGACUCUCCUCUCUAGACACAGGACUCACCAGGACCUGGAUAAGGGUUGGAACCUUGAACUUGAGGAGUUUAAAUCA